Vespa mandarinia (Asian giant hornet) is the source of this 6883-nucleotide messenger RNA. It is a transcript of the gene E75, whose product is annotated as ecdysone-induced protein 75. The record is from RefSeq and is a predicted model, not a curated record. Lineage: Eukaryota; Metazoa; Arthropoda; Insecta; Hymenoptera; Vespidae. Gene Ontology annotation, molecular function: zinc ion binding; nuclear receptor activity; RNA polymerase II cis-regulatory region sequence-specific DNA binding. Gene Ontology annotation, biological process: cell differentiation; positive regulation of transcription by RNA polymerase II; hormone-mediated signaling pathway.
UACGAGAGGGCCGCGAUGACCGUGCAGAAGUUCAAGCCUCGCGGCAGUAGCGCGGCCGAGGAUCAACGACCCUCGGGUGACAUUCUUCUCUCAGCGUCGAAUGAACCUUUGGAUAAUGAUAAGGAGCAACGUCAAACUCUCUUGACAUCAUCACCUGCGACGAAUCCACCUACUACGAGAAAUGCUUGCUGUCGUUCGAGUCAAUCUCAGCAAAUCCAACAACAACAACAACAACAACAACAUUUUCAACAGCAAGAUCAACAGCAACAACGUCAGGACAGUAGCGAGAAUCUUCUAGGACGAGUAUUGGCCGAAUUCGAUGGAACCACAGUACUCUGUCGUGUUUGUGGUGACAAGGCCUCUGGUUUUCAUUAUGGCGUUCAUUCCUGCGAGGGAUGCAAAGGAUUCUUUCGCCGUAGCAUCCAGCAGAAGAUACAGUAUCGGCCCUGCACCAAGAAUCAACAGUGCAGCAUCCUGAGGAUCAACAGGAAUCGCUGCCAGUACUGCCGCCUGAAGAAGUGCAUCGCAGUCGGCAUGAGUCGCGAUGCGGUGCGAUUCGGCCGCGUGCCCAAGCGCGAGAAGGCCAGGAUUUUGGCUGCCAUGCAGCAAAGCUCUCACAGUCGCUCUCAGGAGAAGGCAGUAGCGGCCGAGCUGGAAGACGAGCAGCGUUUACUCGCGACCGUCGUCCGGGCUCAUCUCGACACAUGCGACUUUACCAGGGACAAGGUCGCGCCCGUUCUCGCGAGAGCACGAGAAACACCGAACUACACGGCCUGUCCACCGACCUUGGCAUGUCCGCUGAAUCCGAAUCCGCAACCAUUGACCGGCCAGCAAGAAUUGCUUCAGGAUUUCUCCAAAAGGUUCUCACCGGCGAUUCGUGGCGUGGUAGAGUUCGCCAAGCGCAUCCCUGGAUUCAGCCUGCUGGCUCAGGAUGACCAGGUCACACUUUUGAAGGCCGGCGUCUUCGAGGUCUUACUCGUUAGGCUGGCCUGCAUGUUCGACGCUCAAACGAAUAGCAUGAUAUGCUUGAACGGACAGGUGUUAAAGCGCGAAUCCAUCCAUAACAGCAGCAACGCGAGAUUCCUCAUGGACUCGAUGUUCGAUUUCGCCGAAAGGGUCAACUCUCUGCGGCUGUCAGACGCCGAGCUCGGGCUCUUCUGCUCGGUGGUCGUAAUCGCCGCGGACAGACCGGGACUACGCAAUACCGAACUCGUCGAACGUAUGCACAACAAGUUGCGCAACGCUCUGCAAACGGUACUCGCUCAGAGCCAUCCCCAACAUCCGGAUAUUUUGAGGGAAUUGUUGAAAAAGAUACCGGAUCUUAGAACGCUUAACACUUUGCACUCGGAGAAGCUUCUCGCGUUUAAGAUGACCGAACAACAACAGCAACUCCAAGCACAGCAGCAACAGCAGACGCAACAUGUAAUAGCGACGAAUCAACAGCAACAGCAGCAGCAACAGCAACAGCAGCAGCAGCAACAACAACAGCAAGCACAAUCGGGGCAACAACAGCAAGCUCAGCAACAUUGGCCGAUGGAAGAGGAACCUCCGGCUUCUUGGGGCUCGGCCUCGGACGUCACACUCGACGAGGCCGUCAAGAGUCCACUCGGUAGCGUCUCGAGUACCGAGAGCACGUGCAGCGGCGAGGUAGCCUCCCUGACGGAGUACCAUCACGUUGCGGCGGCACCAAGCGGACACCACGCGUCGAGCGCACCUCUUCUCGCUGCUACGUUAGCCGGCGGUCUCUGUCCGCACCGUAGACGCGCCAAUUCCGGCAGCACGAGCUCCGGCGAGGACGAACUUCAUCGCGGAAGCUUGAGCAAAACGCCUCAGCCGCCACACUGUCCGCGUUUCCGCAAAUUGGAUUCGCCGAGCGACAGUGGCAUCGAAUCUGGUACCGAAAAGCCCGAUAAGCCAGCGAGUAGCAGCGCCAGUAGCGCACCCACCUCGGUUUGCUCGAGUCCACGCUCCGAGGACAAGGAAGUUGAGGACAUGCCGGUACUGAAGCGCGUCUUGCAAGCGCCACCGCUCUACGACACGAACUCGUUAAUGGACGAGGCAUAUAAGCCGCACAAGAAGUUCCGUGCUCUCCGGCAAAAGGACAGUGCCGAAGCCGAACCAGCGGUGGUUGUCCAACACGCUCAAUCUCAGUUACAUCUCCACUUGACCUCCCCGCCGGCACGAAGUCCUUCGAAUCCGACGACUCAGGCAACCUGCCCGCAAACCGCAAGUCUCCUUAGCAGCACCCACUCAACCCUAGCGAGAAGUCUGAUGGAGGGACCUAGGAUGACGGCGGAGCAGUUAAAACGUACCGACAUUAUUCACAAUUAUAUAAUGCGAGGGGAGGCGAGUCCGAGGUCACCCCCGGCUGUUUCGCCAUCUCCAGCGGAACAAUGCGCCUCGACGACCACGGUUACCACGCGCUCGUCUCAAGGAUCUCAGGGUCUGCUGCAAUGCGCCACCUCCAGCUACUCGAGCACCUCCUCCUCCUCCAGGUGGCCGGCCACCUCGGUCAUCACCACGACCACCGGUGCACGGCAGCAACAACAACAACAACAACAACAACAGCAGCAGCAACAGCAACAGCAGCAACAACAUCAACACCAUCAACAGCAGUCUUCCUCGGAUUACCUCGUAGUCGGGAACUCACCCGCCUCCUCGCCAAGAUACCUCUCGGCUGCGGCAUCGAGUAGUACAAGCACGAGUCCGAGGCCAACCUCGAGCACGGCCACUCUUGUCCUCUCUGGUUGUCCCACUAACAUGAUGGAGCUCCAAGUCGACAUUGCCGACAGUCAGCAACCUCUAAACCUCUCGAAGAAGUCACCGUCCCCAUCGCCGAGGCCGCUCGUUGGCCCCUGCAAGGCUCUCUCCCUCGAAGCGUAGUGCUCUUGCCGCGAGACGGAGAUCUCUUUCGUGACUCGAAGAAUCAUGUGUGUGCGUGUGUACUCUAUUGCUACUAUUACUACACUACUACUACUACUAUUACUACUACUACACUACUACUACUACUAUAACUACUACUACUACUACUACUACUACCCACCUUGCGCAAAGAGUGUCGUUACGUACAUGUAUAUGUAUUUUACCGUCCGUGCGACGGCACACAGAGGAGAAUCGAGCGUCCCGAGAGGAUCAGAAGCAGAAGGAGAAGAAACAGGAGGUGGAGGAGGAGGAGGAGGAGGAGGAGGAGGAGGUGGAGAAGGAGCUGCAGGAGGAGGAGGAUGACAAAGUGCCAGGACACUCCGAGCGCGUGACAAACCAAAUAAUUUAUUAAUUUAAAAUAUUUUAUCGAUAAUCCGCGCCUAAAGUCGAUAAGACGCGCGGUGAGAAGUAGAAGGAGGACAAAGCUAUGAUACGAGAGGACCACAUCUCCCUGACAUAUAUAGAGAAACAGGAAGAGAGAGAAGAAGAGCUAAAGAGGAGGAGGAGGAGGAGGAGAAGAAGGAGGAGAAGGUGGAGUAAGAAGAACAGGAGGAGAAAGAAUAGGAGGAGGAAAAGGAGGAGAAUGGAACGUUUCAGUGUCUAUGAGUUUCUUUCGUUUCUUUUCUUCUUUCCGAGAGUGCGUAUACGUGCACCUAAGGAAACGCGCUAAACUCGAUCGAAUUGGACGUUCAUGCGCGCGCACGCAAAUUUCGAUCGACGUUUAAGAGCGCGGGAUUCCAAUAGUUGCACGAUGCCGGAUAUAACAGAGAGUUUGAGAGGGACGAACAAAAAAAAAUAAUAAUAAUAAUGAUAAUAAUAAUAAUAAUAAUAAUAAUAAUAAUAAUAAUAAUAAUAAUAAUAAUAAUAAUAAUAAAAGAAAGAAAGAGAGCAAAAGAAAAAGGAAAAGAAAAAAAAAGAUGAAGAAGUAAUAAAGAAAAAGAAUAACCUAUCGUUAUCUCGCUAUCAACCUAUCUCGACCUAUCUGUUUCUAGGCGAAACUAGAGGAUAGACCGUGCUGCACCCCGUAAAGAAAAAAGAAUUGAAUGUUUACAGAAGAUAAAAGCAAAAAGAAAAAAAAAAAAAUUAAUAAUCUAUUACAUGUGAUAAUCAUGGAAAUCGCGCAUCCUGUACAGUCUCCACCUCAUUCAUUGAUCAUCUACUCUACUAUAAUUAUUGAAUAUUAUUAAAAGUAAUUAAUUAUUAUUGUAAUAUCUCUGUAAGGUAUAAUAAUCGUAAAAGUUAUCAUCUCGUGUACGUGUGAAGUAUAUAUAGAUAAAAAGGGUGAAUCAUAGAAUGAGAGAAGUAUAGUGGUUUUUUUUUUUGUGUGCGUCUGUAUGAUUGAGAGAGAGAGAGAGAGAGAGAGAGAGAAAGAAAACGCGUGCUUGUGGAAGCGAGUCGGGGCAAUCGAAGUUUCUUCUGAUCGAGAGAGAGAAAGAGAGAGAGAGAGAGAGAGAGAGAGAAAAAGGGAGAGCGAGAGAGAGCGAGAGAGCGAGCGAGAAAGAUAGAGAAGAAAGAUAUAGAAAUAGAAAUAGCGGCGAUCUUUCGAUUAAUCGAGAGGGAAAACGCUAGAUUCGAUUUAAAGAUUUAAGAUGAUUUUGUUAUGAGACUGACCGGCCCGCCGCGGCCUCCAGUUUGCAAUUACCGUACCUUUAUACCGCGUGUCGUUUAUCCCACAUACGAACGGGAGAAUCGACGCGACGUUAAUUAUAAUCCUCUAAUCGCGUCGUGUAGCGAGAUACAAUAGAUAUCGUAGUAGGUGCCGCUUUCGAACGCGGCGAACACACAAUAUUACGUGUUUCGUGUGGCUGCAUUGAAAGAGAAGAGAGAGAGAGAGAGAGAGAGAGAGAGUGCAAGGGUGAUUACGUAUAUAUACAUCCGUAUGUGUUGCGCGUGUGGCAAGGAGAGAGAGAGAGAGAGAGAUACGUAGCGUUGUGAGGAAAAGAUAAGGACGACGAGAUGAUUGUAGACGAAAUAGAUCGAAGGAGAAAGAUUUGUUUUUUUUUUUCCCCCGUAGGAUCGAAGUACGAUCAUUGAAAAAUAAAAGGCAUGAGAAAUUUAAAGAGUGUUAGGGAUAGAUGUACGUACGGAUGGAUGGACGAACAAACAGUGAGAGAGAGAGAGAGAGCGAGAGAGCGAGAGAGAGCGAGAGAGAGAGAGAGAGAGAGAGAGAGAGAGCUCCGAGAUAUAGUAUCGGCAAACGUUUUGUAAAUAGUAGAAUCGUAAGGCUGAGUCCUAGUUGGCGCGAAUGUGCGAAAAAGUUUUUCGUUGCUUUACGGAUAAUGCGUGAAAGAGGAUAAAAUGAUAGAGAUAGACGCGGCGGGCCGCCGCCGACGUGUUGUUGAGACGCCCGCCCCGCCCCCUUGACCCCCGGCAUAUUCAAGAGCGAACAUACGGUACAGACACACAUUAGAAAACACACAGGGAGAUCAUAUACCAUGUAACACACGGAUAUCAUAGGAACAUACGAUAAUACCGCAAAACUCACACACACAUACACACAUACACAUACGCAUACACAUACACAUACACAUACACAUACACAUACACAUACACAUACACAUGAAUAUAUACGUAAACACAGGACACGCGCGCACGCACGCUCGAGAAUACAAUAAUUCUUCAAUACACGCUGAAUUACGUGCUAGAAAAGACAUUAAAAAAGAGAGAGAGCGAGAGCGAGAGCGAGAGAGAGAGAGAGAGAGAGAGAGAAUAAAGAAAUAAAUAAAUAAAUAAAUAAACACAAUUAAAUAGCAGUUCGCCUGAAGUCUCGCGAUCCCACAAAACAAAAAGAAGAAAAAUGGAAAAGAAACUGGAGAAGAAUUUCGCGGGAUAGCGAAAAAUCUAUGAGGAAGCAGGAAACCUUUCCCCGACGAAAGAAAAAAAAAAAGAAAAGCCGCUUUUGCAAAUCCCUUCGAAGCACACACACACACACACACACACACAACAAAUACGAAACAACACAUACACGUACAUCCGAUAUCAUCGUCUCUCCUUGUCGCACGGCGUACGGUAUCGUAAUACUGUACACCGGCUGUUUAAAGGCCUGUAUUUAUUAUAUAUUCCAGAAUGAGAAAUCCUAUUUCCUCGGCAAAAGAAAAUGAGAGACAAUUAAUUAAUUAAUUUAAUUAAUUACUUAAUUAAUUAACUUCUCGUCCGUGUGACACGCGUAGCGAUCCAUCCCCUCUCGUAGAAAUCCUUCGUUCCACUUGCUUCUUCACCACACGCUACCCACUCCACUAUACUACUACUACUACUACUACUACUACUACUACUACUACUACUAUUACUACUACUAUCACUACCAUUAUCAUUACCACUAUCACUACAGCUACUACUUUCUCCGUAUCCCCAUCCGUAAUCCCGAUUUUCCCGAAACGGCUUCUAUCCUCGAUACUACAAAACUACACGAGCAGACAAACACAAUCACGCAGAUUCGAACACACAGAAAAACACAGAAACACAUACACACGCGCGUAUUUCUUGUCUUGUCACAAUACUCCCCUCCUUCGUCCUCUCCCCCCAUCCACCAAUUCAUCCCUUAUCAUCAUCGAUCCCUUUCUUUUUCCCCCAGCCGCUGUCGCAAUCGCCGCCGCCGUCAGAGAAAAACCUAUAUCACCCUGUCCCUUCUUCAUUAUCCCCGUCUCAAAAAUAAAAUCCUCUCCCACCGUAUUCCCUCUCCCGCCUUUUCGACACAUCCCACCCCCACUCCACCAACCCUCGGACAAACUAGCGUUGAUAUUCGUAAUACUUGUUAUGCAUAAACCUACACAUAAUGAUUAUUAUAGUAAACGAUACAUAAAGUAUGAUAUAUUUCUCUAUCCAAUAAGAAAUGAGAUACAAAGAGAGAAAGAGAGCGAGAGAGAGAGAGAGAGAGAGAGAGAGAGAGAAAGAGAGCGCGCGCGAGAGAGAGAGAGAGAGAGAGAGAGAGCCGUUGUUUCUGGGGUGGAAAUGAUAAGGAAAA